AUGGCCACCAUCCCAAACCAAUCACACUCCUCUGACAUGCAAGUGUUCAUAGAUCAACUGGGGGGACAUGGGAAGCUGUUGCGGAGCAACGAUGGAUCUGUCUUAAUAAAACCAAGUAUAGGGUUUGAAAAAGCAUUCUAUGAACAAAGCAUACUGCAACCUGAUUUCGCCGCUUGGCUGCCAAAAUACUAUGGAAGUCUUCAAUUACACCAAGCCCAAGAUGAAAACCCCACGCUUGCCGUUGCCAUAUGUCUCGAGAACAUUACACAUAACUUUAGUAAGCCCUGUGUGCUUGAUCUGAAACUCGGGACUCGUCUAUACCUCGACACCGAAAGUGAUGCAAAGAAACAAAAAAUGAUUCGAAAGGCCGAGAUUUCUACUUCUAAAAAUCUUGGGAUACGCUUAGUAGCAUUUCGGGUCUACAAAGAAGCUACAGACGCUUAUAUCCUGUAUGAUCGUGAAUAUGGUUACACUUUGACUGAUGACACUGUUCUUACAGGCUUUAAGAAUUACUUUGACGCUGAUAUUCCACCGCAUUUGCAUCAAUUGAUAAUUAAACGUUUUCUUAAAAACCUCACUGAUUUUGCAAAUGUACUAGAAAAAACCGAGCUGAGAAUGUAUAGCGCUUCGUUACUGUUCGUUUAUGAGGGUAGUCGUGAAGCGUUAGAGAAAGCUCUUGCCAGAGAGGAGGAUGAACUGAAGAAAAGCGGAGAUGAUGAUGCGGAUGAAGAUGCAUCAUCAUGUAAACCGACUGAUAUGAGAAUGAUAGACUUUGCUCAUUCAUAUUUUGCCAAAGGAAUAGGGAAAGAUGAAGGAUGCUUAUUGGGUGUCAUGAACACUAUCAAGUAUUUGACGAUGCUGCUUGACGAUGAGAAAUAG
This is a messenger RNA of Paraglomus brasilianum, 879 nucleotides long. Lineage: Eukaryota; Fungi; Glomeromycota; Glomeromycetes; Paraglomerales; Paraglomeraceae. The record is from the annotation of a GenBank genome assembly.